AUGUCUGCUGACUGGGGAGUCUCGGAUAUGAAGGCAGCGCUUCCUGAGCAGGCUGCCGGCUCGUCCAAAUCGGAGGCGCCUAAGCGCCCUGAGAAGCCGGUCGGUGAUUGGGGCCAGCCCUUCAAUUACGACUACACUGAGACCGAUGUCGACCGCCAGUGGGGUGGAAAUGGAGCCGUGUAUGAGUGGCAGGGCGAAGAGGGUGAGGUUGCCCCUGAGAAUCCCGAGCUGGAGAUCCAGCUGUUCGGUGCUCCCGACGAGCGAUUCGGUGCCGGUCUUGACAUCUCUAAGAUCUACUCUAUCAACGUUUCCCAGGAGGGUGAGACGCGAAUUGCCCCUAUCUUCAAAUUUGAAGCUGCCGGUCUUCACCCGGUUAUGUUGAAGAAUGUCCAGAUGUCAGGUUACGUAACACCGACCCCGAUCCAGAAGUAUUGUAUCCCAGCCAUCAACAUGGGAUAUGACUUGAUCGCCAUUGCUCAGACCGGCUCAGGCAAGACCGCAGCCUAUCUCAUCCCUAUCUUGAACCAUCUGAUGGGCAAGGCCAAGAAGCUGGUCCCUCGUCGCCCAACUCCCAAGGAAUUCGACGAGGGAGCCAGCCUCAUUCGAGCUGAGCCACUAGUCCUGAUUGUCUGCCCUACUCGAGAGUUGGCAAUUCAGAUCUUCGAUGAAGCACGCAAGUUCUGCUAUCGCACCAUGUUACGCCCUUGCGUCAUCUAUGGUGGAGGCCCGAUUCGUGACCAGAUUCAACAGAUUGGACGAGGCUGUGAUCUACUUAUCGGCACCCCUGGUCGCCUCAUUGAUAUCAUGGAGCGCGGCCACUUGCUGAGCCUUCGUCGCCUUCGAUACUUGGUGAUCGAUGAAGCCGAUGAGAUGCUUGACACCGACUGGCAGCCGGAAUUCGAGAAGAUAUUCGCUGGUGGAGAGCAAGAGGAGAGCAAUGUGCGAUAUAUGCUUUUCUCCGCUACGUUCCCCGGAGCCGUUCGUCGUCUCGCUCGAGACCAUCUCGCCACCAAUCAUCUUCGCGUCAAGGUCGGCCGCAUUGGAAGCACCCAUGAGAACAUCAAGCAGGACAUUGUCUACGUGGAGCAGCACCUCAAGCGAAAUGCUCUUCUCGACCUUCUCUAUUCCAUUGAGCCCGGUCGCACGAUUAUCUUUGUCAACAACAAGCGCACCGCCGAUGAGAUCGACGACUUCCUUUACCACAAGGGAUUGCCGUGCACCUCUAUGCAUUCAGAUCGCACUCAACGUGAGCGAGAGGACGCAAUGCGAGCCUUCCGCGCCGGAAAGGCACCUCUGCUAGUCGCCACCGGUGUGUCUGCUCGUGGUAUUGAUGUACGUAACGUGAAGCAUGUCAUCAACUAUGAUCUCCCGACUGUCGAUCAUGGAGGUAUUCAGGAAUAUACCCAUCGUAUUGGUCGAACUGGUCGUAUUGGUCAUACCGGAACUGCAACCUCCUUCUACACGGAACGUGACGAGCCACUCGCUGAAGAUCUUACCAAGAUCUUGAUGGAGACCAAGCAGCCUGUCCCCGACUUUCUUCAGUCGUUUAUUCCUGAGGGAGCUGACCCCUCUAACUUCAAGAUCGAGGACGACAACAGCGAGGACGAGGACGAAGGUGGAGACGACGCUUGGAACACUGAGGGCUCCAAGCCCGCCGGAGGCGAUGAUGCCGGAGUCGCCAAUGGAGAUGCCUGGGGUACCGGUGCUCCUGUUGAAGAGGCUUCUGGUGAUGCCGAGGGUGAUGCCGGUGCUGGCUGGGAUACUGGAUCUACUGCCCCUAUCCAGUGGUAA
Messenger RNA from Annulohypoxylon truncatum, 1791 nucleotides. Its product is annotated as DEAD-domain-containing protein. The transcript has 5 exons. Gene Ontology annotation, cellular component: nucleus. The record is from RefSeq and is a predicted model, not a curated record. Gene Ontology annotation, molecular function: RNA helicase activity; ATP binding; RNA binding. Bases 1 to 1791 code for a protein of 596 amino acids. Lineage: Eukaryota; Fungi; Ascomycota; Sordariomycetes; Xylariales; Hypoxylaceae.